Molecule: messenger RNA, 1236 nt
Organism: Aspergillus uvarum CBS 121591
Lineage: Eukaryota; Fungi; Ascomycota; Eurotiomycetes; Eurotiales; Aspergillaceae
Exons: 9
Coding region: 1-1236 (411 amino acids)
Source: RefSeq, a predicted model, not a curated record
AUGUCUUUCCAGGAGAAGACUGGUAGUGGCAACGUCGGGUCCUACGUAGCUGCUUCAUGGGCAUUGUCCAUGAUAGCGGCCCUAACUCUGCUCGCCCGAUACAGCAUCAAAUCCUGGAUCCGCUGGGCCAUCCCUAAAGUCAGCUCGCCGGAGCGCCUAUGGGGGAUCGAAGACCUCUUUUACUUCCUCAGUUAUAGCUUCGAUCUCACGCAGAUGGUUUUGUUCCAAAAGAGCUUUGACUCCGGACUCGGGUGUCCCGCAUCGACCUUGACUGGGCUCCAAAUCAGUGACACCUUGAAGUAUUCGUAUAUCGGCCAAGUCAUUGAGGUCAUUGCUUCGAUGCUCGCUCGGAUUGGAAUCAUGUGCUUUCUGCUGCGGUGCUUCAACGGGACUGACAUGCGCCUCCGCGUCACCAUCCUGAUUUGUAUCGCGGUGCAAAUCAUUGUCAAUCUGGCAACGGACUUACAAGUUCUCUUGAUGUGCGGUUCCAGCACUUCUCACUCGGCCAACCGACUUGCGUAUUUCCGCUAUAUUUGGGAUCCCCUCCCGCCGGAUGGGUCUGUUGUGUGCCAGCAACCCGUCUCGCAACUGGUCACCGGAUUUGUCCAAGGAGGAUUCAACACCGCGCUCGAUUUCUUCUUGGCUAUUCUUGCCGGGGUCCAGCUCUGGCGCUUCCCACUGGCCCGUAAAGAUUGCAGUCACUCGUUUAUUUCGCGCUUCAAGAAGCUUCCUCGGGAGGCUCGCAACCGGCGCUUGUGGCAAACUGGUGCAAUCAGUGGACCGCUGCUACUCUCGGGAAUCGCAUCCCUGGUCAAGACGACCGUAUGUAGGGUGAGCGUUCCUCGCAGCCAGGCGAAGGUUUUGGCUAACCGGUCGGUCGUGCAGCAACUCUAUACGGUUAAUAGCUUUGAUGCCAUGGCUCAUGCUAUUGCACUAUUCAUUCUAUUAGUGAAAAUUGAGAACGCCUGUCUCUUGAUCGCUCCGUGUGCACCGGUAUUUCGAUUACUGUUUUCGUUGGUGUUGAAGACCAGCGUCCGAAAUUCCGGAUACCCCUGGUAUGGCAAUCAGUCCGGUUCAGGCGGCCAAGCGCUGGAGUUGGAGACCGUCCCACAUACUCAAGUGCAGGGAACUGUGGUUAUGUCAACGAUGGACAAAAACAGCCAAACCGAACCGAGUGAAGCUGUAAUUGUUCGAACCGAUAUCGUGGUGGAAUAUGGCUCGGAACGAACCGCUUAG